This is a messenger RNA of Anopheles darlingi, 1086 nucleotides long. RefSeq names its product serine protease grass-like. The transcript is spliced from 5 exons. NCBI's taxonomy places the organism in Eukaryota, Metazoa, Arthropoda, Insecta, Diptera, Culicidae. Gene Ontology annotation, molecular function: serine-type endopeptidase activity. Gene Ontology annotation, biological process: proteolysis. Bases 1 to 1086 code for a protein of 361 amino acids. The record is from RefSeq and is a predicted model, not a curated record.
AUGGCGCUGGUAAAUCUAUCGAUUGUGCUGAUAAUAGUGGCCCAUGUGUUUGGCGUUUUAUCCCAAAGUGAUCCAGCGUGCACCACAUAUACUCGUCAGGAAGGAUUCUGUGUGCCAAUCGAACGCUGUCGGAACAUAUAUAACAUCGUCAAGUCACCUAAACCUCCUUCUAAGGGGAUCCAGACCUACAUCAAUCGCUUAGCAUGUAUACUACCCGAUGUACUGCGAAGUGUAUGUUGUGUGCCACAGGAAAUCGAUCCAACAAUGCCUUUAUUACCGACGAAAUCUUGUGGCGUUAUAGAGACCUUCAGGAUUGGGUAUGGCAAUAAUACGGCCCCCUUCGAAUACCCGUGGAUAGUGUUGCUUCGAUACAUGUGGAACGGUGUGCUAGUAGAUGGUUGUGGUGGUUCGCUAAUCAACAAUCGCUACGUAUUGACUGCAGCACAUUGCGUGCGAACAACGAGGAAUUUUAAGUUGUCGAAAGUCCUUCUCGGCGAGCACGAUAAAACUAAAUUAGUUGAUUGCAUUGAUGUUAUCGACGAUGAACCGUAUUGUGCACCUCCGCCGAUAGAGGUUGACAUAGAGUCGACGGUAGUACAUAACGAGUACAACAGACCGAUUCGGUUCCGGCAUGAUAUAGCUUUGAUUCGAAUGGCACAAGAAGUCGCAUAUAGCGAUUCCAUCAAACCCAUUUGCUUACCGAUCAGAGAGGAUGUUCGGAAUAAAAUUUUAAAGUAUUGCACGGUAACUGGUUGGGGUACGACUGAGCAGGAAAAAACGUCCGACGUGUUACUACAGGCACUACAAAAGUAUGUACCAGUAGCAGAAUGCCAACAAAAAUUGCUUGACAAUGGACUCAGAAUAGACCUUUCGGAGGAGUUCCAAAUGUGCGCUGGAGGCGAAGAGGUGGUUGACUCCUGCAAGGGGGACUCAGGAGGACCGUUGGGUUCCAACGUGGGUGGCCGGUUCGUCCAAUACGGAAUCGUAUCAGCUGGAGUGAAUUCAUGCGGAAAGCUAAGCCUCCCGGGAAUUUACACUCGAGUAUCUAGCUACAUGAACUGGAUAGUGGAGAACAUGCAACCAUAA